GGAAGAUGAUAUUAUUAAUGUUGUUCAUCUUUUCUUUGACUGGAUCCCGAGUGCAAUCUCUAUCAUGGAAGUAUGUGUAUGAUUUUGUGGUAGAGGGUGGAAGCCUCCCUGUGUCUGUCAUUCAAGAGGAAUCCGACCCUGCCGAACUAUACUACAGUUUAUUGUUUGAAUGUCCCACGACAUGUAACGAUGGUUUGAAUGACUUGGUUAGCAUCGCUGACAACUCCGGAAGUGGUUUUAUUAUCAAGACAACUGACAACGAACUUGUGGAGCCUCUAUUUGACGUCGUCGUCAUAGUUGGUGAUAAAACUGCUGAAAACAAAGAAUUACAACGACUCCGAUUUAAAUUUAUUGACAAUGAUGAUCCUGACCAGACUACUGUUUUGGAAAGUGUAUGGAGCACUAUAUUAUUAGAAGUUGUCAAUCCACCUAAUCUGCCGGGCACCGUAUAUACAGUCGUUGAUGUCAUGGACCAAAACUUUAGAAAACAAUGGUACGUUGAUCCUUUACAAGUGGAAUUCAAAGAAAACGAAACAGGAAACAAGUCCAUUUUAGUCCGUCCGGUGGAGGAUAACACGGUGGACGGUGACCAGCAAUACGUGUUGGUCACAAAGCGCAUGUCAACUGAUGAGGGCAUAGCUCGUUAUCAUUCCCAUCGCAUUGUCAACGUGCUAGACAAUGAUGUGUAUGGACAGUGGACAGAGUGGUCGAUGUGGUCAGAGUGUUCGAACACACCUCCUUUCUGUUACCAAAGGAGGACUCGAACAUGUAAACGUCCUCCUUCGGUGUUGAAUGGAAAUCCAGUCUGUGAUGGACAGAGCAGCGAAUCUAAGCAUUGUCCCUGCUUCGCUUCCUAGGUUACACUGCAUAAGUGAUCUGUUAUUUUUGAUUAUAAACGUGCUUUUUUUUAUUUAUGUAUAAUUAUGUUCAUUGAAUUCCUUAACCUAUUUUGAAUUUAUUAUUUGUUGUAGAAUAAAUCAUUUGUUAAAAAUG
Messenger RNA from Magallana angulata, 993 nucleotides. RefSeq lists its product as uncharacterized. The record is from RefSeq and is a predicted model, not a curated record. Lineage: Eukaryota; Metazoa; Mollusca; Bivalvia; Ostreida; Ostreidae. The transcript has 7 exons. Bases 6 to 857 code for a protein of 283 amino acids.